AUGAAACGUCCAGUUAGUUAUCAGAUGGAGUAUGCUGGAGUCAUUGAACACGAUGUAGGGACCACAAGCUCGGUGAAUACAACAGCAUCAACCCCGUCAGUUAGCACAACAUCAGCUCCGUGUUUCGAUGACGACGACGUCGAUUGUCACGCGCUGAAUGACAUCCUAGACAUCUGCAACCCCGUCACAGAGCAAACCAGGACAAUGUGUCCACGAUUCUGUGGAAUUUGUGAUAUCACAUACUCUAUUAACACCAUCACGACAACGUCUGGUCCCUGUCUCGACUCCCAUUUGGUCAACUGUACAUCGCUCAAUCAAAUUCAAAACAUCUGCAGUCCUGUCACAGAAAUGAGUACAACAUGGUGCCCCCAGUUUUGUGGACUCUGUGGUGUAACAAAGCCUGGUACGUUACCUGCAGAAUCGCCGAGAACAAAUAUUUCUACUGCAGUACCACGGCCAACAAAAGCAGUACCUCAGUCAACACAAAUAGUACCGCAGUCAACAAAAACGGCAUUGCAGCAGUCAACAAAAACAGUACCGCAGUCAACUCAUGAAGUACCGCAGUCAACAAAAGGCACAUAUUCAACAUCAACUGUAACGCAGUCUAUGAAACCAGUUCCGACACUGUGUUACCAGUGUGGAGACCUGGAUUCUAACAGCGGGUGUUCUGUACAGGAAUUAGCGCUAGGGAGUGCCUCGUUCUGUAGGGAGGGAUACUGCAUGACUGACGUGUAUGUCCACUCUGACGGCGUAAACUACGACGUAUACAAAAGAUGUGUGAAUCUGACGAUUUGUAAAACGGAAUGGUUCCAGGAAUCUUCUGACAAUGAAUGGUGCACCUCUUUAGCGUCAAACGGACCAGUGGCAGAUUUGAUUUGUCAUUUCUGUUGUCAUGGAGACGGGUGUAACAAAAAAUUGGUCCCUCCAGAAGAUUUGCUUUACACCGAGUCCUAGUUCUCAACAGAUCGGAGUGACAUAUAUUCGUGCGCAUGUAUACACACAUGUAUACCGUACAGCAAA
Messenger RNA from Gigantopelta aegis, 1020 nucleotides. RefSeq names its product mucin-5AC-like. NCBI's taxonomy places the organism in Eukaryota, Metazoa, Mollusca, Gastropoda, Neomphalida, Peltospiridae. The record is from RefSeq and is a predicted model, not a curated record. Bases 1 to 954 code for a protein of 317 amino acids. The transcript has 6 exons.